AAUGCACUAAAGUUUAGAGUCUAAGCAAAAGUUCGACAAUUAUGAGUGCAAUUAAAAAUGUAAAAUGCCGGACUUGUUGUUCAAAUGUAAAAGUAAAAACGAUUUCCCUUGAAAGCAAACCAAAAGUAUUAAAAAUAGAUAAAACCUAUAUGGAUCUUAUAAAGUACAUAGCACGAAUACAGAUGAAUCCCCAGGAGGAAUAUAAAUUACCACAGAGUAUAUGCAACGUGUGUAGCAAGAAAAUACGAGACGCUUAUACAUUCAUUGAACAAAUCCAUAAAUCCUAUCAACAUUUCCUUACAAUUACGGAAGACCGCUUGGAUAGUUUGGAAGAUGUUUAUUACAUCAAACCAGAAAUCGAAAGCGGAGUGUUAGAUGUUUCAAAGGAGGAAGAGAAAGAAAUCUCUGAAAGUACACCACCAACUAUUAAUACUAAUAGCUCAACAAAUAAUUUAGAUGGGUCUAAUGUGGAUGUCAUCAAAACGGAAAUGGAAACAAAAAGGCAUUCAAAUUUAUUGCAUUCAGAAAUUGUGACAAAUCCAAUGGAAUUGGAUGAAUUAUCUGUUCACUCCGAUAAUCAAAGCACUGCAAGUGAGAGUAGCCAUAUGGACCCUUUAGAUAAUGAGGCAAAUAAGGACGAAGCACCCAUAUCCAUAGAAGAUGAAAUGCUUCCGGUGCGUUGUGAUGAAUGCAAAAGGGUUUUUGCAAACUCCCUAUUAUUAAGUCGCCAUAAAAAAGACACCCACCUGCCGGAUGAGCUUAAAAUUCAAUGUCCCAGUUGUCCGGUGAAAUUUAGUCGCCGUUAUAACAUGUAUGCCCAUAUGAGGACAUUUCAUAAAGCCGAAACCGUCACAGAACAUCAAAUACAACCAAGAAAAUUAACCAAAACCGAUGUGUGUGAUCAAUGUCAACGCUCCUAUAGUGAUAAAUACAAACUAAUGGCCCACAUCAAAAAUAAGCAUGGGCCCGGCAGUGUGCCAAAAAAACCAAAACGACCUCGCAAACAAUAUCUUUGCACACUUUGUGGCCUAACUUGUACUAAUAAAUCCAAUCUAGAAAUACACUACCGACGCAAGCACACUGGAGAAAAACCAUUCAAAUGUGACUUUUGUGAACGUUGCUUCACACGAGCUUAUGAAGUUAAACUUCAUCACCGAACGCAUACGGGCGAGGCUCCUUAUAAGUGUAGCAUCUGUGAGAAAGCCUUUAAGAGAUCAAACAAAUUGAAAAUUCACAUGCGUAUUCAUACAAAUGAAAAGCCGUAUAAAUGCACUGAAUGUCAUAAGGCAUUUAGGGAAUCCACGGAUUUAAAUGUACAUCGACGAACGCAUACAGGAGAAAGACCCUAUACAUGUAAUGUUUGCAAUUUCGCAUUUACCCAAAAGAAUUCGUUAAAAUUACAUCAAAAGAAGAAAAAACAUUUUGCAGAGGAAGGUGAAAAUAAUGAAAUAUCCCAUGGCAUUAAUAUAUUUCUGAAGAGCAAUUAGAAGCAAAAUAAACACAAAAGAUGUGUAAGUGCAUGGAGAAUUCGAACAUUUGAAAAUUAAUGUAUUGCAGAAAGAAAAUCUUUAGCAUGUUUAGAAGAAGACUGGUUCGUAUUAAUGGAUGAGAACCUAAACCCCGAGAGCAUGCAGAAUUCCAAAUUGUUAAGCAUCAACAGAAAUGCAUUGCUUUGAAAUAAACACUGGUUAAUUGAUCA
Molecule: messenger RNA, 1699 nt
Organism: Stomoxys calcitrans (stable fly)
Lineage: Eukaryota; Metazoa; Arthropoda; Insecta; Diptera; Muscidae
Product: zinc finger protein 182
Exons: 3
Coding region: 42-1487 (481 amino acids)
Cellular component (GO): nucleus
Molecular function (GO): zinc ion binding
Source: RefSeq, a predicted model, not a curated record